Molecule: messenger RNA, 1298 nt
Organism: Hibiscus syriacus
Lineage: Eukaryota; Viridiplantae; Streptophyta; Magnoliopsida; Malvales; Malvaceae
Product: sec-independent protein translocase protein TATC, chloroplastic-like
Exons: 4
Coding region: 28-1089 (353 amino acids)
Biological process (GO): intracellular protein transmembrane transport; protein transport by the Tat complex
Cellular component (GO): membrane; TAT protein transport complex
Molecular function (GO): proton motive force dependent protein transmembrane transporter activity
Source: RefSeq, a predicted model, not a curated record
AGAAACAGAACAAAGGUAAAGCAGACGAUGGGAAGCACAAGCACCAGCGCUGCUCUAAUAUCCCAUUUGCGGCUCAACAGAAGCUUCUUCAAGCUCGUCGAGCCAACCAAGGCUCAGGUCGAGUUUACCUCUCUCAAAUUCAGGCAUUCAAGGAGAGGGAGGCUGGAAUUCGGUUCUUCGCGGAGCACGAAAGGUUUUGGUACAGUCGUUUGUUUCGCUGCCGUUGAUGACGAUGUCAAAACCAGCAGCGCCUCUGAGUCCGAAGUUAGACCCGGUAUAGAUGUGGCUGGUAUCUCAGCAGAAGAAACAGCACAAAAGUCGGAGCAGAAUAAUGAUGGAAGUGCACUUUAUAAUUUUCUUUAUCCUGAUAAAGAUCUUCUCCCAGAUGAUAAAGAAAUGAAUAUAUUUGAUCAUCUUGAAGAGUUAAGGCAGAGGAUAUUUGUGUCUGUAUUGGCUGUUGGUGCUGCUAUCCUUGGAUGCUUUGCAUUUUCAAAAGAACUGAUAGUAUUUCUUGAAGCUCCUGUUAAAACACAGGGUGUACGAUUUCUGCAACUAGCUCCUGGCGAGUUUUUCUUCACAACUUUAAAGGUUUCAGGAUACUGUGGCCUUCUUUUAGGAAGCCCUGUAAUUCUGUAUGAGAUCAUAGCCUUUGUUCUUCCAGGUUUGACCCGAGCAGAGAGAAGAUUUCUGGGGCCUAUUGUGUUGGGCUCUUCGGUUCUUUUCUAUGCUGGUCUUGCUUUUUCCUACUUGGUUUUGACUCCAGCAGCCUUAAAUUUCUUUGUUACUUAUGCCGAAGGGGUUGUAGAGUCUUUGUGGUCCAUUGAUCAGUAUUUUGAGUUUGUACUGGUGCUCAUGUUCAGCACAGGCUUGUCUUUCCAGGUUCCUGUUAUACAAUUUCUUCUCGGGCAACUUGGUCUUGUGUCGGGGGACCAGAUGCUUUCCAUUUGGAGAUAUGUAGUGGUUGGCGCGGUUAUUGCUGCAGCUGUAUUGACACCAUCAACAGACCCUCUUACUCAGAUGCUUCUGGCAACGCCACUUUUGGGUCUUUACUUGGGUGGAGCAUGGGUUGUUAAGCUCACUGGACGGUGAUCACUUUGCGAUUCAAAACUUUGGUUGGGAUCAGUCCACCGGCCAGUGUAUCACAAGCAUGUUCGUUUUGUAUUUUGUUAAAAAGUAGUCAUAAAAGAUCAGGCUAUAAAUUAUUUGUACCAAUUCUGUAUCACUAUUGUAGAAUUUUCUUCCUUGUAUGUCUGAAAAGUCUCCAUCACUUGCCCUUGUAUAUCAUUAGUUCUAUCUGA